CCAUUUCUCUUCCAUUUUCAUAUUAUAUAUUUACUUUUUUCUGUAAAUUCUGUCACAGUUUUUUGAAAAUGGCGCCGCACACCAGAGGUAGCAGGUCCUUCCCGAAAGUGUUGAUUGAGAGGGAUUCCGACACGGAGGAGAGUUCUUCCGAAGACGACGGCGACGAAGUCCAAAACGCCGCCGUAGAAGAGUCUGAAGAAGAAGAAGAAGAUGUAGUAGAGGAGGAGGAGGAGGAGGAGAAAGACGAGCCCUCUACAUCGACUAAAAUUAGAAGAAAACCCAUCACUAUUAGCCUCAAAAAAGUCUGCAAAGUGUGCAAGAAACCGGGUCAUGAAGCCGGGUUCAGGGGGGCAACCUACAUUGACUGCCCAAUGAAGCCAUGUUUCCUCUGCAAAAUGCCUGUUUAUUUUAAUUUUUAGAGUUUUUAUUAUGUGCUGUGUGGAUUUUGAAACCCUUUUGAAAUGGGAAUUGAAGGGCACACAACGGUGAAUUGUCCGCACCGAGUGGCUACGGAAUACGGAGUCUCCCCGGCGCCUUUGAAGAGUGCUCAUAGUUCGGUGGACUAUGUUUUCGAACGUCAAGUUCGGCCUCGUGUUUCUGCGAUCAAGCCGGCAUUUGUGAUUCCAAAUGAAGUGAACUGUGCGGUAAUUAGAUAUCAUAGCAGACGUGUUACGUGUUUGGAGUUCCACCCGACAAGUAACAAUAUUCUUAUAUCCGGUGACAAGAAAGGACAACUUGGAGUUUGGGAUUUCGUGAAAGUGCACGAGAGGACAGUGUACAGUAACAUCCAUGGAUGCAUACUUAACAACAUGAAGUUUAAUCCGAUGAACGACGGGACAGUGUAUGGUGCUUCUUCUGACGGUACAGUCAGCACCACUGACUUAGAGACUGGAAUUUCGUCGACUUUGUUGAACCUUAAUCCCGAUGGCUGGCAGGGGCCGAGCACAUGGAGGAUGCUGUACGGGUUGGAAAUGAAUUCUGAAAAACGAACUUUGAUCGCUGCCGAUAAUUUUGGACUUCUCUACACGUUAGAUAUGCGCUCGAACAAUGUCACGGGAAAACCGAUAUUGGUUCACAAGAGAGGAAGCAAAGUUACUGGUUUACACUGUCAUCCUCUUCAACCAGAUCUUCUUCUAAGUUGCGGAAACGAUCACUUUGCUCGAAUAUGGGACAUGCGCAUGCUAGAAGCUGGAUCUUCGAUUUAUAAUCUUGCACACAAGCGCGUCGUUAACUCAGCCUAUUUUUCUCCGCACAGCGGCAGCAAAAUACUCACAACAUCGCAGGACAAUAGAAUUCGUAUAUGGGAUUCCAUUUUCGGGAAUAUGGAUUCUCCGAGCCGAGAAAUUGUGCACAGUCACGAUUUUAAUCGUCAUUUAACACCUUUUAAAGCAGAAUGGGACCCGAAGGAUAUAUCGGAAUCCCUUGUUGUUGUUGGGCGUUACAUAAGCGAAAAUUACAACGGGGUAGCAUUGCAUCCGAUUGAUUUUAUAGACAUAAAUACAGGUCAGUUAGUUGCUGAGGUCAUGGAUCCGAAUAUUACGACAAUCAGUCCCGUAAAUAAGCUACAUCCGCGUGAUGAUGUCUUGGCCUCCGGUAGUUCUAGGUCAAUCUUCAUUUGGAGGCCCGAAGAGAAGCUUGAGUUAAAGCGGGAGAGGGACGAAAGUAGGCUAAUUUUGUGUGGGAAGGCUGAAAAGGAGCGAAAAGGCAAAAAGUCCGAAUACGACAGCGGUGAUGAUUUUGAUGAUGGUGCCUCAAAGAAGAAACCCUUUUCAAAGUCAAAGUCGAAGUCAAACGGUGGUUCUAAGCGCAAAUGCUGAUGAUAUUCGGCAACUAAUCUAAAAGCCCUUUUUUGAAUUUGCUGAGAGAGGUUUUGUACUGUAAAUAGUAGUAGCGCUCGGGAAAUCCAGCAAAAUGUAAACCUUUUAGGAUUAUAUUACAACCUCAGUACUUAGCACUUACCUUCAUAAUUAUUACUAGUAAUGAAGUUUUUGUUGGGUGAUUUUAAAACAUGUUACGAAACGAAUCUCGAAAAUUUCGAAAUAUAUAAGUUGUAGAUCUUUAUUUCAACCGAUAAUUAAGAUUUUGAGCCUC
Molecule: messenger RNA, 2091 nt
Organism: Erythranthe guttata (spotted monkey flower)
Lineage: Eukaryota; Viridiplantae; Streptophyta; Magnoliopsida; Lamiales; Phrymaceae
Source: RefSeq, a predicted model, not a curated record